GUCUAAUACUUUCAUGUGCUUUGGAAUGCUAAUAGGCCGCGAGGCGAACCGGAAUGCCGCCCCAGCUCCCUCCUGAGAUUUCCAUUCGCGCCGAUGGGAGAAAACGUCAUACGCUGCACUCAUCUUCCUCCGGUCCGAUUAAGAUGCCACAAAAGUGGAUAUUCCCGUUGCUGCUGGUGGCGGCUCUACUGACCUUGGCGAUGACAUUCGACGACGAGUAUGAUGACGAUGAUGAAGAAGACAAAGCUCUGUAUGGCGACGAAGACAAAAAAAAUAACGACGACGAAAAGGACAACGGGACGCGAAUCAGAAUCAAAAAACGUCGACGACCCAUCGAUCUGAAUAUAAGAGUUCCGUAA
This is a messenger RNA of Uloborus diversus, 359 nucleotides long. RefSeq lists its product as uncharacterized. The record is from RefSeq and is a predicted model, not a curated record. The transcript has 2 exons. The coding region runs from base 54 to 359 and encodes 101 amino acids. Lineage: Eukaryota; Metazoa; Arthropoda; Arachnida; Araneae; Uloboridae.